Messenger RNA from Triplophysa dalaica, 1878 nucleotides. RefSeq names its product chromosome 3 C7orf25 homolog (gene c3h7orf25). The transcript is spliced from 2 exons. Lineage: Eukaryota; Metazoa; Chordata; Actinopteri; Cypriniformes; Nemacheilidae. The record is from RefSeq and is a predicted model, not a curated record. The coding region runs from base 137 to 1468 and encodes 443 amino acids.
CUACACAUUUUCACUCGGUGGUGGUUGUAGUAGCGUCGGCUAAAAGCAGAAGCUCUCCGGUUUGAACCUGUGAAGAUUGUUUUUGGUCCUGACAGCUGUUUCAUUCCUCAUUCUGAAGAAAUAAUGUUCAACAGCAAUGGCCACUUUCUCCACGCUGCAGGACCGGAUCAGAGUAGCCAAGGAGCUGCUUGAGCAAGUGGACCAGAUUUGUAGUCGACAGGGCCAUGAUGUCGAAGGACGUGCUAAAUUGUGCAGUAAACUUCGGGCGGAGUUAAAGUUCUUGCAAAAAGUGGAAGCAGGCAAGGUUGUGAUAAAAGAGUCCCACCUGCAGAGUACCAACCUUACUCACCUAAAGGCCAUUGUCGAGUCCGCUGAAUCUCUAGAGAAUGUGUUGAGUGUGCUUCACGUGUUUGCCUAUGAGGGAACUGACGGCCAGAAGCAGACAUUGGUGGUUGAUGUGGUGGCCAAUGGCGGACACACCUGGGUAAAAGCCAUUGGGCGCAAAGCAGAGGCUCUACACAAUAUCUGGCAAGGCAGAGGCCAGUAUGGAGAUAAAAGUGUGAUCCGGCAAGCAGAAGAUUUUCUUGAGGCCAGUAAACAACAGCCUGUGCAGUACAGCAACCCACACAUAAUAUUUGCCUUCUACAAUGGUGUAUCCAGCCCCAUGGCUGACAAACUGAAGGAGAUGGGUAUUUCUGUGAGAGGUGACAUUGUUGCUGUUAAUAUGAUAAUUGGAGGAGAAGAGGAAGACGACGAAGAGGAGGAGGAGGAGGAGGAAGAAGAGGAUAAAAAAAAUGAAGAUAAACAUGAUUGUGUUGAAGAAUACCAUGAGCAAGACAAUGAUGUUGUGGACGAGGAAGAAAAGUAUGAUGAUGAAGAUGACAUAGGAUAUAUGCACACUUGUGUCGAUAGAGACACUAUCGUGGCCAGCCUUGCCUUUCCUACUGAGGUAAAGGUGGAUGUGUGCAACAGGGUCAACCUUGAUAUCACUACUCUGAUCACCUACGUGUCUUCGCUCAGCCACGGUAACUGUCACUUCACUUUUAAGGAGGUGGUGUUGACUGAGCAAGCUGCACAGGAACGGCAAGAGAAGGUCCUGCACAAGCUGGAAGAAUUCAUGGAGGGAAAAGAAUUGUUUGCUUGUCAUUCGGCUGUUAAAGACUUCCGUGUCAUCCUCGAUACAUUAGGAGGCCCGGGAGAAAAAGCCAGAGCUGAGGAGCUGCUAGCCAGACUCAAGGUGGUUCCAGACCAGCCAUCUGAGCGCACCAAACGACUAGCUACAAGCUCAAAGGUGAACCACAGAUCACUGAUGAUCUUUGGGACAGGAGACACAUUGCUGGCUGUCACUAUGACUGCAAACAGCGGAUUUGUACGUGCAGCUGCUAACCAGGGUGUGCGAUACAGCGUUUUCAUCCACCAACCCCGUGCACUUACUGAGGGUAAAGAAUGGAGAGCAACUCCAAUAUGAAAGAAAUAUGACUAAAAUACUCUAUAAAUAAUAAUGUGUCAGCAAUGGACUUCAUGCUUACAUUAUUUGUGAAAGGUAUGAAUAAAUACUUGGAAAUAAAUUGCAAAGCUGGUUGCAGAUAGACACUGACUUUAUGUAAACUCUGUGAUCUCAGAGCCUCAAUUGCAGCACUUCAAUGCAAAGCAGCGCAGAUGUCAAAGUAACCAAAUGUAUCAUAGUAGCAAAAAUAAUGUUCAAAGAAAAACACUGCAAAAAAGCAGAGACCCUGACUAUAUGCUACAGAUUUAUUUCUUUUCAAUGUAGUUUGUUUUACCAAACCACCAGCCUGGCUGAAUUUUGUUUUCAUUUAAUCUUGAUUUACAAAUCUAUUUUGAAAAAGAGUACAAAAUAAAAGCAUAUGAAAAUGCAAA